AGAGGGGGAGGGGCUUCUCUACCAAAGGCCAGGGAAGUGGUUUGGGAGUGUUCUUUCUGCUCUACAGAGAAGAGAGCUGGGACAUUUCUUUUGACAAGAAGCGUCGCAUUUCCCUCUAAGUUUGGACACACUUUGAUCUGCAAGAAUUUGCAAUCAUGCCUGUGUUUCACACGAAGACGAUAGAAAGCAUCCUGGAGCCGGUGGCUCAACAAAUUUCACAUCUGGUGAUUAUGCACGAAGAAGGUGAAGUGGAUGGGAAAGCCAUUCCCGAUCUGACGGGACCGGUGGUUGCUGUGCAGGCAGCUGUCAGUAAUUUAGUGAAGGUUGGGAAGGAGACGGUACAGACUACUGAAGACCAAGUCAUGAAGAGGGAUAUGCCACCAGCCUUCAUUAAGGUUGAAACUGCUUGUACUAAAUUGAUCCAGGCUGCACAGAUGCUGAAAGAUAAUCCAUAUGCUGUACCUGCUCGUGAUUAUCUUAUAGAUGGUUCAAGAGGUAUUCUUUCUGGAACUUCAGACUUGCUCUUGACAUUUGAUGAAGCAGAGGUCCGUAAAAUUAUUCGUGUAUGCAAAGGUAUUUUGGAAUAUCUCACGGUUGCUGAAGUCGUAGAAACAAUGGAGGAUUUGGUGACUUACACCAAAAACUUGGGUCCAGGAAUGACCAAAAUGGCUAAAAUGAUUGAUGAACGACAACAGGAACUAACGCAUCAAGAGCACAGGGUAAUGCUGGUGAAUUCCAUGAACACUGUGAAAGAACUUCUUCCUGUACUAAUUUCAGCCAUAAAGAUUUUUGUGACUACAAAACAAUUCAAAAGCCAGGGAAUGGAAGAAGCUUUAAAGAACCGUAACUUCACUGUGGAAAAGAUGAGUACUGAAAUUAGUGAGAUAAUUCGUGUGUUGCAGCUAACAUCUUGGGAUGAAGAUGCUUGGGCCAGUAAGGACACUGAGACCAUGAGAAGAGCUCUAGCUAUGAUCGACUCAAAGAUAAACCAGGCUAAAAACUGGCUAAGAGAUCCUAAUGCACCUCCAGGUGAUGCUGGCGAGCAAGCCAUCAAACAAAUAUUGGAUGAAGCUGGUAAGGUUGGUGAACUGUGUGCAGGCAAGGAGAGGAGGGAGAUUCUGGGUACCAGCAGGGCUCUGGCUCAGAUGACUGACCAAGUAUCUGAACUUCGAGCUAGAGGUCAAGGUGCCACACCUAUUGCCAUGCAGAAAUCACAGCAAGUAUCCCAAGGGCUGGAUAUGUUAACAGCAAAAGUGGAAAAUGCAGCCAGGAAACUGGAAGCUAUGACUAACUCAAAGCAAGCCAUUGCUAAGAAAAUCGAUGCCGCUCAGAGUUGGCUGGCUGAUCCGCAUGGAGCUCCUGAAGGAGAAGAGCAUAUUCGUGGUAUUUUAAAAGAAGCUAAAAAAAUUGCAGAUCUUUGUGAAGAUCCAAAAGAACGUGAUGACAUAUUGCGCUCAAUGAAUGAAAUAGGAGUACUGACUGCAAAGCUAUCUGACUUGAGAAGACAAGGAAAAGGUGACACCCCUGAAGCUCGUGCCUUGUCCAAACAAAUUGCAACCACAUUGCAGAACCUGCAGACAAAAACAAAUCGUGCAGUGGCCAAUAGUCGGCCUGUAAAAGCAGCAGUGAAUUUGGAGGGUAAAAUUGAGCAAGCCCAGCGCUGGAUUGAUAAUCCUACGAUGGAUGACCGUGGCGUGGGCCAGGCUGCUAUCCGUGGACUUGUUGCUGAAGGCCGUCGACUUGCCAACGCAUUAAUGGGACCAUAUCGCCAGGAACUGACUGGAAAGUGUGACCGGGUUGAACACCUGACUGGACAGCUUGCAGAUCUGGCAGCUCGAGGUGAAGGGGACAGUCCUCAAGCCAGGGCAAUUGCUGCACAACUGCAGGAUGCACUAAAGGAUCUAAAAGGCAAAAUGCAAGAAGUCAUGACUCAAGAAGUAUCUGAUGUUUUUAGUGAUACAACUACUCCAAUUAAGUUGCUUGCUGUGGCAGCCACGUCUCCCCAGGAUGCACCAAAUAGGGAAGAGGUGUUUGAGGGGAGGGCUGGUUAUUUUGAGAACCAUGCUGCCAAACUGGGUGCUACAGCAGAAAAAGCUGCUGCUGUUGGAUCUGCAAACAAGAGCACCGUAGAAGGUAUACAGACGGCUGUGAAGUCUGCUCGAGAGUUAACGCCACAGGUGGUUUCAGCUGCUCGUAUCCUGUUGAGAAACCCUGAUAACCAGGCUGCCUAUGAACACUUUGAAACCAUGAAGAACCAGUGGAUUGAUAAUGUUGAGAAAAUGACUGGUUUAGUCGAUGAAGCUAUUGAUACCAGAUCCUUACUGGAUGCCUCUGAGGAAGCCAUCAAGAAAGAUAUCGACAAAUGCAAAGUAGCAAUGGCCAAUGUACAGCCUCAAAUGCUGGUCGCAGGAGCAACAAGCAUUGCUCGUCGGGCAAACAGAAUUCUUUUGGUUGCUAAAAGGGAAGUUGAAAACUCAGAAGACCCAAAAUUUCGUGAAUCGGUAAAGGCAGCAUCUGAUGAACUAAGCAAAACGAUCUCACCCAUGGUAAUGGAUGCUAAAGCUGUAGCUGGAAACAUUUCAGAUCCUGGACUGCAGAAAAGCUUCUUGGAUUCUGGAUAUCGAAUUCUAAGUGCUGUAGCUACUGUUCGAGAAGUUUUCCAGCCUCAGGAGCCAGACUUCCCUCCACCACCGCCUGAUCUGGAUCAGCUUCAGCUGAAUGAUGAACCUGCUCCUCCUAAACCACCGCUUCCUGAGGGUCAGGUUCCACCACCAAGGCCACCUCCUCCUGAGGAAAAAGAUGAGGAAUUCCCUGAAAUGAAAGCCGGGGAAGUUGUAAAUCAGCCGAUGAUGGAGUCAGCUCGGCAGUUGCACGAUGAAGCCAGGAAGUGGUCAAGCAAGCCUGAUGUGACUGAUGAGGCAAGUGAAGCACUUGAGGCUGAUGUAGAUGUGUAUGAUGAUGAUGCUGAUGAUGAUGAUGAUGACGAUGUUGAGUUGACUCUUCCCUCUGACAAUGAAGAUGAUUACGAGCCUGAGUUACUUUUAAUGCCUACAAAUCAGCCAGUUAAUCAGCCAAUGCUGGCUGCAGCUCAGUCUUUGCAUCGAGAAGCAAGAAAAUGGUCUAGUAAGGGUAACGACAUCAUUGGUGCUGCCAAGAGGAUGGCUUUGUUGAUGGCAGAAAUGUCUCGGCUGGUGCGUGGUGGCAGCGGAACUAAACGUGCUCUCAUUCACUGUGCUAAGGACAUAGCCAAGGCAUCCGAUGAAGUGACACUACUUGCAAAAGAGGUUGCCAAGCAGUGUACUGAUAAACGAAUCAGAACUAAUCUUCUGCAGGUGUGUGAACGUAUUCCUACCAUCAGCACGCAACUUAAAAUUCUCUCCACUGUCAAAGCCACAAUGUUGGGCAGAACCAACAUUAGUGAGGAAGAAUCUGAGCAGGCUACAGAAAUGUUGGUUCACAAUGCACAAAAUUUGAUGCAGUCUGUUAAGGAAACUGUACGGGAAGCAGAGGCUGCUUCCAUCAAGAUCAGAACAGAUGCCGGCUUCACUCUCCGAUGGGUUCGUAAGACUCCAUGGUAUCAGUAAAUUGAUACGUUUCCUUGGUCGUAUCCAUUCUGGAAAUAGUAGUGGAAAAAGUCGCCCUUGGAUAACUAAAAUGUUCUACACGUGAUGCACGGAGCACAAAAUGAACAGAGUGGCAGUGUUGUUAGUGUUGACAUAAUGUUUCUAAUCAUGGCACAAAAUGACACAAUCUUUGCUAAUUAUUAAACAUAUAUUUCUCUUGCAUGUAUGAAUUAUGACAAUGUCUAGCUUUUUUAGUACUUCUGCCGUACAGCUUUUCAAGAAUCACUGAAAUUGUGUAUUUGUUUGAUAUCUGUCACCACUUUUCCCUCCAUAGUUUGUAUGAUUUAGAAGUUAAAUGAGAGCUUCGCUGUCAUACCGUUCAAAUGUUAAGCACUGACGGAGUCUUAAAUUAUCAAAGUUUGGUAUAGAGCCCUACAGCACGGAAACAGGCCUGUCGGCCCAACCCAUUCAUGCCUAGCAGGAUGUCCCAUCUCAGCUAGUCCCAUUUGCCUGUAUGGCCCACAUUCUCUAAACGUCUCCUAUCCAAGUGUCUUUUAAAUGUUACACUACCUGCCUCCACUACCUCCUCUGGCAGCUUGUUCCAUAUUUCAGCCUCAGAGUUAAAUAAUUGCCCCUCGGGUUCUAUUAAAUCUUUGCCAACUUACCUUAAACUUAGGUCCUCUGGAUUCCAACACCUUGGAUCAAAGGCUGUGCAUUCACCCAAUCAAUUCCCUUUAUGAUUUUAUACAUCUCUAUAAGAUUACUUCUUAGCCUCGUGCAUUCCUAGGAAUAAUCCCGAGCUUUCCCAACCUCUCGUCUGAUGAUAUCCUGGUAAAUCUUCUUUGAACUCUCUCCAGUUAAAUGACACCCUUGUUAUAGUAGGGUGACCUAAACUGAACACAAUAUAAUCCCAGUGUGGCUUCAUCAACAUCUUGUAUGAUUGAAACCUAACUUCCCAAUUUCUAUAGUCUAUACGCUGACUGUAGGGGGCCAAUGUACCAACAAUCUUCUUUGCCACCCUAUUUACCUGUGAUACGACUUUCAGGAAGCAAUGUACCUGUAUUCCUAGAUCCCUCUGGUCUACAACAAACCACAGACCCCUACCAUUCACCGUCAAGGUCUUACCCUUGUUUGACUUCCCAAAAUAUAACACCUGGCAUUUAAAUUCCAUUAGCCAUUUCUUAGUCUACUUGCCGUGCUCUAAUCUUUGGUAACCAUCUUCACUCUCUACAAUACCACCAACUUUAGUUACAUCUACAAACUUACAAAUCAUGCCUUGUACAUUCUAAUUCAAAUCAGUGAUAUAAACCACAAACAGCAAUGGGCCCAGCACUAAUCUCUGAGGCACAUCACUAGUCGCAGGCCUCUAGUCUGAAAAGCAACCUUCCACCAUCACCCUCUGCUUCCUUCCAUAAAGCCAAUUCUGUAUUUGGUUAUUUAGCUCUCCAUGGAUCCCAUGUGAUCUAACCUUCUGGAGCAGCCUACCAAGACCUUAUCAAAGGCCUUACUGGUCCACAUAGACAAUGUCUGAGGCUUUGCCCUCCUCAACCUUUCUGAUCUGAAAUAAACCUGUAAUAUGUAAUGGAUAUAUCACGGAGGUAACUUGUGUAAAUUAUUUCCCCUGGGCCAUAUGUUUGAUCUAACAACCACAAAGUAUGGUUCAGCAUGAUUAUAUGGACACUUGUUGGUAGUUGGUUGGACUGUUGUACAGCUGUCAAGUCAUAGUGUGUGCAAAGCUGACUAUUGCAUUUGUAUAUGUCCUGUUCUUGAACAAGAACUUAAUUAUUAAGCCAAAGACUGUGUGGUAAAUUUCUUUCUGAAAGGAGCUAUAUUGAAAUAAACUAUUGCGAAAACAAAUAGAAUGUCAAUGUAUUUUGUCUGGUGAAUUGAGAAUUUGUAUCUAAUAUAAACAAAAUUGUGCCUGAAUCAUUGUACCAGACAGAUUACAUUACUCAAAAAACAGAUAACUGAAAAACCUAUCACUGUGAGCUGAGUGGAAUUCUGGACAGAAUACACUGUGGUAAAUAAACGGUUUAUUGACAAUUCAACAAUUUAACGCAUUUUGCUAUAAUGGUUUAGCCAAUCAGUGAGAAUAUGUUAAAACAUUUAUAUGGGUACUCUUUAAUCAGGGUCCAUCUUCACAAAAUAUGAAAUCUUCACUGUAUACUUGUGGUUCACAAUGUAUACAUUUUACAUUCAUCCAUUCAAGGGAUCUGAAUGAACCUGUGUUUAAAAAUCUAUUGUACACAGUAAAAUAUUCCAACUUUUGCUGCCCACAGCUGCUAAAAGAAGUAUUAUUUCCAGAGUGCAAAUUGUUAAAAUAUAACUCCUAAAUUAUUUCUUAAUACAUAUUGGUGAUAUUCACAUUCACAUGAAGCAACGUUUAAAUUUGUUACCUUUUCUACAAAUAAUUUUUGUAGAUAUUCUAUGAAAAAACAUUAAUUUUAGUUUUUCAGGAUUAAUGGAGUAGAUCACUGCUACCUUUAAGAAAUAUUAUAGUUAAUAAUCUUUACAUUUGCCUCCUUGAAUAUUUAUGUGCUUUCUUAUCUUUAUGAAGACUGUUCAAUUACUUCCAGAAGCAUUUCCUAAUGUUAUUUCGUGUACUUAAUGCCAUAGAUUCCUUUAAAAAUGGAUUACAAUAGGAAUGAGCAGAGAAACGUGUUCCUUUGGGGGCACUUCUUAAAAGGUCAGUACUUAUUUUCCUGCCAAAGUGAGCUAUGACAAGGGCCAAAUGACAUCCGAACCAUGCCAAGAUUAACUGCUCUCUUCUGCCUACACGUGAUCCAUAUACUUCCAUGCCCUACGUAUCCAGGUGCUUAUCUUAAAGCCACUUGAACACCACUAUCGUGUCUGCUUCCACCACCACCUAUUGCAGCAGUAUCAGUUUGUGAAAAAAACCUUGCCCUAAACCACUCCUUUAAAUCUUGCACCUCUCACUUUAAAGUAACGCCCUUUAGUCUUUUACAUUUCCACCCUAGGAAAAGGUUCUGAUUGUAUAUCCAAACUUUGCUUCUCAGUUUAUAUACUUUUAUCAAGUCUCCCCACAGCCUCGGAUAUUCCAGCGAAAACGAUUCAAGUAUGUCUAAUCUCGAUCUGUAGCUCAUACCCCCUAAUUCAAGCAACAUUUUGGUAAACCUCUACUGCACCCUUUCCAAAGCCACCAGAUCCUACAAUGGGGUGAUCAGAACGAUACUGAAUCUGACCUAACCAAAGACCUAUUAAGCUGCAAUAUGACUUCCUUACUGAUAUACUCAAUGCCUCAAAUGAAGGCAAGCAUACUAUACAAUACAAUACAAUUUAUUGUCAUUUGAGCCUAAGUGAGGCUCAAACGAAAUUCCGUUUCCACAGCCAUACAAAGACAAUUUCCUACAGACAUACACACAAUUUAAUUCACACAAACAUCCAUCACAGUGAACCCACUGUGAUGGAAGGCAAAGUCUUUUCGCUCCCCUGUUCUCCAUUUCUCUCCCGAUGUCCAAGCCCCAGGCGGGCGAUGAUAAGUCCUAUAUACCUUCUUUACCACUCCAUCAACGUGUUGCCACUUUCAGGGGGCUAUGGACUUAGAUUCUAAGGUCCCUCUGUACAUCCAUGCUGUUAAAGGUCAUGCCAUUAACUGUAUACAUUCGACCUCCUGAAGCACUUCACACUUGCUCAAAUUAAACUCCAUCGGCCAUUUUUCUGCACAUUCCUGUAGCUGAUCUAUAUCCCACUGUAUACUUAUCAACCUUCCUAACUGUCCACAACUCCAUCUUGACGUAAUUUAUCAACAUCAACCAAGCCAUCUACAUUUACACCCAUAUGGUUCAUUACAUAUCACAAACAGUAGAGAUCACCACAGAUUCCCACAGAACUCCACUGACGCCAGACUUCCAGCCUGAAUAACAACCUUCUACCGCAAGACAAUUUAUAAGAUACUAGACCAAGUGAAGAAUCUUCCUUAAUAGCUUCCCAACCAUUAACAUGCAGCUCACCAGCCUAUAAUUUCCUGGAUUUUCUCCACUUCCUUAAAUAAUGGAACAACAUUGCCCACUCACCAGUCCUCCAGGGUUGAUUAUAGUCCUGAGUAUAGAUUCUACAAAAUGGACAAUUAUUUAUUGGUUAAGUUUGAAAACUUACUUUUGCCUCGAGCUGCGCUGUCUUGCCUGUCUUUAAUCACAUGGAAUGGUUUCAUUUGACCUAAUGAAAGGAUAAAAUAAUUCUUGGAACAAUUGUCAGCCCUCAUUUCCUUCUGGCAUAGUAUCAAGUUGUCAAUGAUUGGAUCAUUUGACCACAUAUUAGCCAUUCGUAUUCAAGAACCAAUGGUAUAAUGAAGUGUACUAUAUCUAACCUAUACGCAUCUUUUUUACAGCAAAUAUUGCAUGAAAUCUUAGCAAUAGUUGUAAAUGUAAAUAUUUACAUUAAAUCUAAAUUAUGUCCAUUAAAUUGACCUUUCUCUCUAUCUCCCAAAAUAUUUAUUCCUGGUUACACUGUGACUUAGGUUACCCAAGUGUAAUAUUACACUAAUUACACUCGCAUACAACAUUAAUUUACAUUCAUUUAAAAUAAACGUAUUGUAUAAAUGUUACACAAUAAACUGCAUAUCCCUAAAUGGUGGAUUUAGUUUUGGAACAUAUUACACUCAAGCACCCAAGACAUGGUUUUCAUGCAAGGUUAGGUUGCGUCAUUGGGUUAUGCUUUUCACUGUUUUACCGGACAAUAAUAGCUUGCAUGUGGUCACAUAGACAGAACAUAUAUUCCUUUACAAAUCUAACUCAUGCUUGAUGUAACGGCCAAAUUUGACAUUGAUCACAUGAUCAUAAUGAUCUAUUUACAAUCAUCAUAAUCAUACUUUGUUAGUCAGGUAUGUUUUGCAACAUACAAGGAUUUUGUUUUGCCAUAGUCAUGCUAAUAAAAAGCAACAGAACACACAAAAUACAUUUUAACAUGAACAUCUACCACAGUGACUCCUCCACAUUCCUCACUGUGAUGGAAGGCGAAAAAAGUUAAAUAUCUUCCCAUCAUUGUUCUACCAUGGUUGGGGGUCUCGAGCUUUCAUGGGCAGUAAAUAGUUGUACAACGAAUAGAUUAAUAAAAAUGUAAAUGGUUUAAAAUUAAAUACCUCUUGCAACAAAUCAUAAAUUACUUUGGCUAUAUAACGUGGAAUGCUUAACUUGAUUGUGUUGAUGCUCUUGAGAUUUGAUUGAUACUGUAUUUGAAUAAUUGGCUUUGCCACAAUUUGUAACUUGCUAUUUAGCUUCAUUAAGUGCCUGCAGUUUUAAAUAAAGUUUUUUUUAACAUUUUA
Messenger RNA from Leucoraja erinaceus (little skate), 8844 nucleotides. RefSeq names its product vinculin. Gene Ontology annotation, biological process: cell adhesion. The coding region runs from base 156 to 3584 and encodes 1142 amino acids. The record is from RefSeq and is a predicted model, not a curated record. Gene Ontology annotation, molecular function: structural molecule activity; actin filament binding. NCBI's taxonomy places the organism in Eukaryota, Metazoa, Chordata, Chondrichthyes, Rajiformes, Rajidae. The transcript is spliced from 22 exons. Gene Ontology annotation, cellular component: actin cytoskeleton.